Solanum stenotomum is the source of this 636-nucleotide messenger RNA. RefSeq lists its product as uncharacterized. Bases 1 to 636 code for a protein of 211 amino acids. Gene Ontology annotation, molecular function: nucleic acid binding. The record is from RefSeq and is a predicted model, not a curated record. The transcript has 4 exons. NCBI's taxonomy places the organism in Eukaryota, Viridiplantae, Streptophyta, Magnoliopsida, Solanales, Solanaceae.
AUGACUGAUCAAAGGGCCCUCAAAUACCUUUUGGAUCAGAAACUACAUAUUGGGUUCAAAAAGAAAUGGGUGGGCAAACUCAUGCGAUGUGAUUUUGAAGUUGAGUACAAGAAGGGAAGGGAGAACAAGGCAGUUGAUGAUGUGUCCAGAUCACCUAUGACUAAGCAGUUCCUUCUAGCCAUAAUACCUAGUCACACUGAAGAAUACAAGGUCUACUCUUACAUUCACCAGCAAAUCAAGAAGCAUGGGAAGUUGAUGGUAUUCAAGUUGCAUGGAAUGCCUGAGAAUGUGCUUAUCACUCUCAGGGCUCAGUAUGAUGGGCAAACCGAGGUAGUCAACAAAACAUUGGAGACUUAUUUAAGGUGCUACUGUGCUGAUAGUCAGAAGGAUUGGAACAUGUAUCUCUCUUUGGCCGAGUGGUGGUACAACACCACUUUUCAUUCAGCUAUACAGACCAGUCCAUAUGAGGCUCUGUAUGAACAACAACCCCCUACACACUUGCCUUACUUGCCUGGUGAGGCUAUGGAUGACAAAGUUGAUAUAAGCUUGAUUCCCAGAGAGUUUAAAACUCAGUUGUUGAGGUUUCAUUUAGACAAGGCACAACAAAGAAUGACAGACAUGGCUAACAAAUACUGA